Messenger RNA from Mesitornis unicolor (brown roatelo), 1729 nucleotides. Its product is annotated as centrosomal protein C10orf90-like. The annotation marks the transcript as partial. Gene Ontology annotation, biological process: regulation of centriole replication. The record is from RefSeq and is a predicted model, not a curated record. Lineage: Eukaryota; Metazoa; Chordata; Aves; Mesitornithiformes; Mesitornithidae. The transcript is spliced from 6 exons. Gene Ontology annotation, cellular component: centrosome; cytosol; centriole.
GAACAGAAAUGCUGCCGGGAAGCGAGAAGGGCAGCAGCAGCACAACGGUUUCUGGCUCUGUCCCAGACACAGCAUCCAGAAAAGCAAUCGCUGCUGAUGGCUCCCCAAAAAAGAGAGACCGCUCCAAAGCCACCUCCAAACCCAAAGAGACCCAAGAACAGGGCAUCCUGAAACCAAAAAUAUCUGUCUCCAGCAGUACGUGCAAUACAAAAGCUUCAUCAGGAACCCCCUCGGAAGAAAAUGUUCACAGGCAAAACCAGCUCCUAAAAAGUGAUUAUGAAUUCUGUGGUUCAAGUGACAAAAUAACAGAGCCUGAGGAAGAGCAGCGAGCCAGGGGGGUAACAUUAUCCACAGCUCACUCACCACAUGUUACUCGUGAGAAAAACGAGGCGCUCGCCCAGCCAGAAACUGACUCCCAGCCUGAGAAAACUCUGCCAGCCCCAUGGACGCUGCGGGAAGCACUAGAAAUCCAUAAGCCUGAGUUCAUCGCCCGUUCCCAAGAAAGGCUGAAGAAGCUUGAGCAGAUGGUCCAGCAGAGGAGAGCCCAGCAGAGCAACGCUCCUGCAAGCAACCAAGGAGCUCAUGUUCGCCGGCUUUCCUCAGCGUCCACUUCAAGCAGGAAAAAGCAAUACACCGUUCCUCACCCGCUCAGUGAUAACCUUUUCAAACCAAAGGAAAGAUUCAUCCCAGAGAAGGAGAUGCAUAUGAGAUCCAAAAGGAUUUAUGACAAUUUACCUGAAGUGAAAAAGAAACAAGAAGAAAAACAGAAGCGGAUCAUCAUCCAGAGUAACAGGCUGCGUGUUGAGAUCUUUAAGAAGCAAUUACUGGACCAGCUCCUUCAAAGAAACACAGAGUGACAAAGGAUCCCCUUGCCCAUCAUCCUAAAUGGAUCUCGAAUGCCUUUGACCACUAGAUAAGCCAUAAAAUUCACUGCUCUCUCAAUCACCUGCAGGUGUUUUUUCUUAUCUUUGGCUCUUUAUAUAAGGAAAGGUCAUUUAUAUUUCAAUUGAAAUUUUAAGGCAACUUUCAAGUAAUCAAAAACAGCCUGAAAGGGAACACAGCUGUUGCAGAGCAUCACCUUUUGGUCAGUUUACCCAGAUGAAAUAAUUUUAAGAAUUUUUUAAUGCAAAUACUCAAUUACAGUGGUAUUAUUUAUCUUAAUCUUUUAAAAAGUAUAUGUCUGUGUAGCAAUAGAACUGGGUUUUUAAGACCUCAAAAACUUAUUUCUCUGAAGUAUUCAAUUAAUUGAUUGCCUGUGAGUUAAAUCCUUGAAGUAAAGAAAAAUGAGUAUCAUUAUUUGUUUUGUUUAGGAACUAGCUGAAAUAGCUUUACCACAUAAACAUAGCAGCAGCAGUUUUGCAUUAAUACUUAACAUACCAAAAGGGACCAAUAUUUUAGCUCUCUGAAGAACUCCAUUCCUGUUUACAUAGCAAAUCUACAUAGCAAGCUUACCUGUUAAAAAGCGAUAUUUAAAAAUUCGGUUAUAUCACUGUUUUUCAUGUUUUUAAUUGUAAUAUAUAUUUUACUCCACUUCUGCGAGUCUUAAGUAUUUAUAGAAAUGGCGUAUUAAGAAGUGGUGCCAAGAAGUAUGUUUGCACCAAAACUGCAGAACUAAAACCAUCUGUAAUGUUUCCUCCAAAAAAUAUUUAAAACUUUAUUUGUACAUUUUGGAAGUAAAAACAACGAGCUUACAAACCCACGGAGUUUAUUUAUGGAAUAAAAUAUGAAU